AGAGCGAGGACGGCAGGAUGCAGCCGGAGCUCCCGGUCGGCUCCGCAGCUCUGCGCGGCCGCGCGGCCCCGGACAGCCCCUAUCCCGGCCCCUCGCCGCCCGCGGAGGCCACCAAGCCGCCCUACAGCUACAUCGCCCUCAUCACCAUGGCCAUCCAGAGCACUCCGGAGAAACGCAUCACCCUGAGCGGCAUCUACCGUUACAUCAUGGGCCGCUUCACCUUCUAUCGCGACAACAAGCAGGGCUGGCAGAACUCCAUCCGCCACAACCUGUCGCUCAAUGAGUGCUUCGUCAAAGUGCCGCGUGACGACAAGAAGCCGGGCAAGGGCAACUACUGGACUCUGGAUCCCGACUGCCACAACAUGUUUGAGAACGGCAGCUUCCUCCGGCGCCGCCGCCGCUUCACCAGGAAAAGGGCCCUGCGGGAUGGUGAGGGGGAUGAGGGACGCAGGAGGACCCCCAAAACCCGCUCACGGGCCCUGCUGCCGGAGGAGGGGAACGCGGAGGGCGGCUUUGCGGCACCGACAGCAGAGCAGAGGGCAGAGGGUGUUGGGGUGCCGGGCUGUGCCGGGCAGCUCUGUGCUCACCCGCAGCCCAAAGCGCCGUUCUUCACCAAGGAGCAGCUCGGGGUCCCCCCGGAGAGCCGCCCGCCCGCCCCCCCCCCAGCCCAAGCAGACUGCCUUCGGGGGACCCCCGGCUGUGCUGCCGCUGCCCCGGCCAGGUCAGUACCCACCGCCCACAGAGCCCGGCCACCCCGCGCAGCGCUCCCCGGACCCCACCGCAUCCCCCCCGGGUGAUCUGGAGGGCAAAGAGUCGGCAGCCCCCGGCAUGGGGCUGGGCCAACCCUUCGGGCAGGUGCCCCCCGUCUUCCCCAGCACCCUGCUGGGCACGGGCAAGCCCCCCCCGUCUUGCUUCCUCGACGGCGAUGGCUACAAGCAGCCCCCCCUGCCCGUGUUCGGCUCCUUUGGCCGCGGGGGGCCCGAGGCGCUGGGGGGCAGCUACCAGUGCCGGGUGCAGGCGCUGAGCUUCUGCAUGAAUGAGCGGCCGUGCGGUGCAGCGCUGGAGCAUCUCCUGGCUGCGGCCCCCACCGCUGCCACCGCCACCCCCCCGGCCCCCCGCCAGCCGCCCUUUGGGGUGAGCGAGCAGAAGGAGCCGUGGGGCGCAGGGGGGGCGAUCCCGCUGCAGGGAGGUGGUGGUUACCCCCUGGGGCUGCCCCACUGCCUCUACCGGACGCCCGGAAUGUUCUUCUUCGAGUGAUGGACUGACACCUCCCCCCCCACCCCACCCCCCCCGCACCAUGAGGGGCUCCGGCUGUGGAAUAAAACACAU
This is a messenger RNA of Gallus gallus (chicken), 1329 nucleotides long. RefSeq names its product forkhead box S1 (gene FOXS1). The coding region runs from base 18 to 797 and encodes 259 amino acids. Gene Ontology annotation, biological process: regulation of transcription by RNA polymerase II; cell differentiation; anatomical structure morphogenesis. The transcript has a single exon. NCBI's taxonomy places the organism in Eukaryota, Metazoa, Chordata, Aves, Galliformes, Phasianidae. The record is from RefSeq and is a predicted model, not a curated record. Gene Ontology annotation, molecular function: DNA-binding transcription factor activity, RNA polymerase II-specific; RNA polymerase II cis-regulatory region sequence-specific DNA binding.